Messenger RNA from Budorcas taxicolor (takin), 2214 nucleotides. It is a transcript of the gene SUSD1, whose product is annotated as sushi domain containing 1. The record is from RefSeq and is a predicted model, not a curated record. NCBI's taxonomy places the organism in Eukaryota, Metazoa, Chordata, Mammalia, Artiodactyla, Bovidae. The transcript has 15 exons. The coding region runs from base 1 to 2214 and encodes 737 amino acids. Gene Ontology annotation, molecular function: calcium ion binding; protein binding.
AUGGCCCGGGGACCCUGGGGCGUCGGCAUCCCGCUAGGCCGCCUGCUGCUGCUGCUGCUGCUGCUGCUGCUCAGCUUAGCCCGAGGCGCGCCCGGACCGUGGAGCCAGGACGAUUUCCAUUUGGAUAUCUGUGCCACUUGCCAUGAACAUGCUACCUGCUUGAAAAGAGAACGGAUGAGCAUCUGUAUCUGCAAAUACGGAUUUGUGGGCAAUGGGAGGACUCAUUGUAUUGAUAAAGAUGAGUGCCAGUUUGGAGCCAGUGUGGUCUGUGGGAACCAUACAUCUUGCCACAACACACCCGGAGGCUUUUAUUGCAUUUGCCUGGAAGGAUAUCGAGCCACAAACAACAACAAGACAUUCAUCCCCAAUGACGGCACCUAUUGCACAGACAUAGAUGAGUGUGAGGUUUCCAGCCGAUGCAGGCAUGGUGGACGGUGUGUGAACACUCGUGGGAGCUAUGAAUGCUACUGUAUGGAUGGAUACUUGCCAAAAGGUGGACCUGUGCCUUUCCAUCCGACCAGAGAUGCCACGUCAUGCACAGAAAUAGACUGUGGGACCCCUCCUGAGAUUCCAGGUGGCUAUAUCAUAGGAAAUUAUACCUCUAGGCUUGGCAGUCAGGUUCAUUAUGCUUGCAAAGAAGGAUUCUUCAGUGACUCAGAAGAUACAGUUUCCAGCUGCACACCCAUGGGCACAUGGGACUCCCCCAAAUUAAACUGCCAAGAGAUUGACUGUGGCCGCCCUCCAGAAGUGCAGCACGCGAUCCUAGAGGGGAAUCACAGCUCCAGACUGGGCAGUGUGGCUCACUAUGUCUGUCUAGAGGGCUUUGAGAGCCCUGGAGGAAAGAUCACUUCCAUUUGCACAGAGAAGGGCACCUGGAGAGCAAGUGCUUCGUCAUGCUCAGAAAUAAUUGUGGAAAUUAAUGAGGUGUCGGUGUUUAAUAACACCUGUGUGAGGUGGCAAAGAAACCCAGGAAGAAUAAACUCCAAGAUCGAAUAUGUGAUACACAUAAAAGGACAGCGGUUGGACCCCCUGGAAUCAGUUCAUGAGGAGACCGUUAAUUUGACCAUAGAGAGCAGGACCCCAGAAGUCUGCCUAGACCUGUACCAGAGCACCAACUACACCGUGAACAUUUCUACAGCCCCUCCCCGACGCUCCGUGCCAGCCGUCAUUGAGUUCCAGACAGCUGGUGAUGAACUCUUAGAAGAUGAUGGGAUUUUCAAUAUUUCAAUAUUUAAUGAAGUUUGCUUGAAAUUGAACAGGCAUUCUAGGAAAGUUGGAUCAGAACAAGUGUAUCAAUUUAAAGUUCUAGGUCGAAGGCGGUAUCUGAAUACUUUUUAUCAUGCAACAUCGUUUAACUUUACGACGAGGGAACAGACAGCAGUGGUGUGCUUAGAUCUGUAUCCAGCAACUGACUACACGGUGAAUGUCACUCUACUGGGAUCUCCGGAGUGGCCGUCAGUACAAACAACAGUAACCACCGCACCAGCAGUACAACAAACCAUCAGAAACAUUUCAAUAUUUAAUGAAACCUGCUUGAGAUGGAGAAGUAUGAAGACAGCUGAUAUAGAGGAGAUGUAUUUAGUCCACAUUUGGGGCCAGAGAUGGUAUCAGAAAGGAUUUGCCCAGGAAAUGAUCUUUAAUAUCACUGCCAGCAGUCAGACUCCUGAGACGUGUUUGGACCUGAGUCCAGGUACCAACUAUAGUGUCAGCAUCCAGGCUUUGUCUUCUGAACUUCCUGUGGUCAUCUCCCUGACAACCCAGAUAACAGAGCCUCCCCUUCCGGAAGUAGACUUUUUCACUGUGCAUGGAGGGCCUCUCCCACGCUUGCGACUGAGGAAAGCCACAGAGAAAAAUGGACCCAUCAGUUCAUAUCAGGUGUUAGUGCUUCCCUUGGCCCUCCAAAGCACAUUUGCUUGUGAUUCUGAAGAGGCUGCUUCAUUCUUUAGCAAAGCUUCUGAGGCCAGUGGAUACGUGACGGCAGAACUGCUGGCCAAGGAUAUUCCCGAUGAUGCCCUGGAGAUAUCUAUUGGAGACAGGCUGUACUAUGGGAAAUAUUAUAAUGCACCCUUGAAAACAGGGCACGAUUACUGCAUUAUAUUACGAAUCACAAGUGAAUGGAAUGAGGUGAGAAGAAGUGCCUGUGCAGUCUGGGCUCAUGUAAAAGGUAAAACCGUUUUCUGUCCUCAUUUCUCCUCUGUUUACUCGGCAGCAUGA